Actinia tenebrosa (Australian red waratah sea anemone) is the source of this 1487-nucleotide messenger RNA. RefSeq names its product vacuolar protein sorting-associated protein VTA1 homolog. Gene Ontology annotation, cellular component: multivesicular body. The record is from RefSeq and is a predicted model, not a curated record. Gene Ontology annotation, biological process: late endosome to vacuole transport via multivesicular body sorting pathway. Lineage: Eukaryota; Metazoa; Cnidaria; Anthozoa; Actiniaria; Actiniidae.
AACACUUGAACCUGCAAUUUUCAUCACAAACAAAGAUGGCGGCCGUUCCUGCGAGUUUGAAGUUGGUUCAGCCUUAUUUUAAAGUAGCAAAAGAAUAUGAAAAGAGAGAUCCAGUUGUAGCUUAUUACUGCAGGCUAUAUGCAGUUCAAAAAGGUAUUAAGACUGAUAGCAAGAGCAAAGAAGGCAAGAGCUUCCUAUUUCAGCAAAUGGACUUGUUGGAAAAGUGUAAGAAAGAAUUUGGUCAUGAAGAAGCUAUAACUAGUGAAAUAAUGGGACAAACAUACAUGGAUGAGAAAGCUACACAGUUGUUUCUAUGGGCUGACACUGAAGACAGAGCUGCAAGAUUCAACAGGAAUGUGGUCAAAUCUUUCUACACUGCUAGUCUGCUGUAUGAUACGCUUGCACAGUUUGGUGAGCCUUCCGAGGAGGCUGUACAAAGACAAAAAUACUCAAAAUGGAAAGCCACCUACAUCAACAAGUGCUUAAAAGAUGGUACUGCUCCAGUCCCUGGUCCUCCGGGGGGUGAUGAUGCUGCUGGUCUUGGAGAUGAAUUUGGUUUUAGUGAUAUGCAGGCACCACCACCCUCCCAUCCCUCGAGUGGAGAAAGUGGUCACCCCCCUGAUCCACAUCAAACUGGCUACCCCUUUUCUAACCAGCCACCAGCACAGCCACCAAGUUAUCAUCAGCCUUCUGUGCCAGCAGCGACCCAUCAACCAGCCCCCCCAGAACCUCAUCCAUCCACUAGUGACACAGGAUCUUCCAGCGGCAUUACCUCAGAAGAUUUAGACAAGGCACAAAAAUGCUGUCGAUAUGCCCAAAGUGCAUUACAAUAUGAAGAUGUUAAAACAGCAGUAGACAACCUACAGAAAGCAUUGGCUAUUUUGCAGCCUCAUUAAUGAAUACUAUAUUUGGUUAAUGAAUCUUUUUUGUGAGUUUACCACAGGGAGCGCAAUUUAGAUAAACGUAUUAGACAAAAGUAUAAUGUAAAAAAUAACCUUUGUUGAGCUUAUUGCAUUUAAAGCCUAGAAUACAUUGGGAAAUAUAUUUAUCAAAAUUGGGCUCUCACAAAGAUUCAUUUUGUAUACAAGGGAGUUGUGGUAAGAAGCAACGUCCAGACAGACUAGCAUGACUACAGUUUUGGAGACAUUACUGAUAAUAAUGGAAAAUAAUUAAUGAAACAUCAGGUAACAAAAUAUCCUUUCUGUGUGGUGGGUUUCCUGUGGUCACCAUGACACCCACAGUAAAACCAGGUAUGCACACUAUGAGUAGGCUCUUACUCGUAUCACCUUAUAACUCCCCUCCCUCCCCCUCCUAGCCUAAAGUGCUGCUACUUAGGCUAACAUCAACUUCGCAAACAUUUCUACCAAGGUUUUAAUUCACGUUUUGGAUUUUGCUAAGUAUUACAACCAUACCUUGCAAUUGUUAUUGUUAACAUAAAACUUAAGGAAAAUAUCACAUUUUAAAAUAAAAUCCAAUGGAGUAAAAGA